ACCUGAGCUGAAAGUUAGGGGAUCAACGGAUGAACUUCGACCCCUAUCUUAAAAUAUUAUGUGCGCAGCAACUCAUUAUAAGGAUAGAAUUUCUCGAUGGUACGUGAUUAAUAUAUAUGUUAUUUUCUAUUCUAUUUUGCAAGUUCUUUCGUUUCCCUUGGUAUACUCAAGGCUCUAUCUAUAUGUUGUCUUGUUUGUUGUUCUAAGUUACUGGCGGUCGAAGUUGCACAUCGAGAAUCUUAUGAAAUGUGGCGCACUCUAGUUUUUAUUAUUAUUAAGACUACCUAACCUUAGGUACUUAGGUAUAUUCAGCUGGCAAUGGAAUAUUUUCUACUAAGAAAUAACUCUAUAAGCAUAUAUGUUGGAGCUCUGGAUCCUAAGUACCCGAACACGAUUGCUACCUAGGCAGUUGUACCCCGAGAAACAAACAUACGAUACCUUAUUGUUAGAGAUGUGCCACUUGGAGAAAAUUCACUGCCCUGUUCUAGCAUGCAUAGCGCACUUCCCAGGCACAUUAACUAUUAUAGUCUCGUAAGGUGGUGAGCAAGGUGCAUCGGGGAGGUGGACGGCCUUAGACGAACCGGCCGGGCAACCACAGCCUACGUACUUAAAGACGUUUAUAAAGCACAUAUCGAGAAGCCUUCGCAGAAUCAAAAGCUUCAAGUACCGCCAAUAUCGAUUGAUAUAUUUCCUUUCGAUGUAAUCGAUGUAGACGAAUACCUACUACAGUGCAAAAUACUAUAGAGCAACUCUCCCUUGUAAGGCGUGGCCGCUCUCUUUUAUAGAACGGAUUUUAGAACAAUC
Molecule: messenger RNA, 804 nt
Organism: Daldinia caldariorum
Lineage: Eukaryota; Fungi; Ascomycota; Sordariomycetes; Xylariales; Hypoxylaceae
Exons: 1
Coding region: 59-262 (67 amino acids)
Source: RefSeq, a predicted model, not a curated record